Anguilla anguilla (European eel) is the source of this 8742-nucleotide messenger RNA. It is a transcript of the gene trip11, whose product is annotated as thyroid hormone receptor interactor 11. Gene Ontology annotation, molecular function: small GTPase binding. The coding region runs from base 335 to 6337 and encodes 2000 amino acids. Gene Ontology annotation, cellular component: Golgi apparatus. NCBI's taxonomy places the organism in Eukaryota, Metazoa, Chordata, Actinopteri, Anguilliformes, Anguillidae. The transcript has 21 exons. Gene Ontology annotation, biological process: Golgi organization; endoplasmic reticulum to Golgi vesicle-mediated transport. The record is from RefSeq and is a predicted model, not a curated record.
AUUUAUAUAACUAGUCUAAGGUUAUAUGUAGGAGCCUAUCCAUGUGCUUGUAAGAUUAGUGCACCUGCGCAGCGCUGCACUGACUUGAUAACCGUGAAAUAGCGUCAGACUUUAAUCUGUCCACGUAUGCUCUGACGAAGACUGUAACAUACGGGCUAUGAUGGCAGGAGUCGAGGUGGCAGAUGCGGAUCAGUUGUUCAAGCCGGACAAUAACAAAACAACAGAAAGAAGAAACAACGGAAAUCGACUUGUCCAUUCGUGUUGACUGUUACUCACGCUGCGAGUCUAUGAUAACUAGUUUUACGUCUUCUGCUUUGUUAUUGUUCCCGCAAUAAUGUCAUCGUGGCUUGGAGGAAUCGGCUCGGGGUUGGGCCAGUCGCUUAGCCAGGUUGGUGGAAGCCUGUCUACGUUCACCGGACAAAUUUCAAACUUCACCAAAGACAUCCUGCUGGAAGGAGCGGAAGAAGUUGGAGAUGCAACCACAGAGCUUCAGGUGUCGAACUCGAGGGUGUCGACGCUGGAGGCAGCCUAUAAUGCACAGAAGUCUGAGUAUGAGCGGCUGCAGAAGGUCCACGCGGAGCUGGAGGAGAAGCUGGAGGCAGCGGAGAUCCAGAUCAAGCAGCAGUCCAUGGAGCACCGCAGGCUGCUGCAGCAGAAGGAGGUGGAGGUCAGCCACCUGAAGGCGCGGCAGAGCGUGCUGCAGGAGGAGGUGCAGAAGCUGCAGCACUCCGGCCCCCCCACGUCCGAAGCCGCCGUCCUGCCCCUCGGCUCCGGCUCCGCCUCCUCCUUCCUGCCCCACCCUUCCGGGGGGCAUCAGGGUUUCCAGGGCGACGAGAUGGAUUUCAACGACGUCAUCUGGUCCCAGCAGGAGAUCAACCGCUUGUCCAAUGAGGUGUCCCGGCUGGAGGCCGAGGCCGCCCAUUGGAGGCGCCUGUCUCAGGCCUCCAAAGCCUCUGGAGCAGCAAGCACUGACCAGGAGGACGUGGUCAGACUCCAGAGAACCAUCAAGGAGCUGCGGGAGACGAUGGGGCGGGAGAUGGACGAGCACCAGCACGAGCUGACCGCCCUGCAGGACGCCCAGCAGCAGAAGCUGGCCGAGGUCACGCGCCGACACCGCGAGGAGUUGGCCGAGUACGAGGAGCGGAUCGAGGAGCUGGAGGAGCAGAUCCAGAGCGGUUCUUUGGGCUCUGCGUCAGCCGGGGAGUCGUCCAGAAUAGCGGAGCUCCAGAGCAGGAUCCAGGCCCAGCAGGAAGAGGCGGAGCUUCAGGACAGGAAGCUGCGGGAGCUGACGGAGAGCUUGGCGGCGCUGGGACGCGAGCAGGCGGCGCUGCGGCAGGAGAAGGAGGAGGCGCGGGCGGAGUACAGGGAGCUGCUGCAGGAGAAGGAGGAGGCGCAGGCGGAGAACAGGGAGCUGCUGCAGAACUACGCCCGGCUCCAGAGCUCGGUGGAGGAGCUGCAGACCCGCGUGCAGGAGCAGGAAGGGAAGGCCUUGCACAAGGCGCACCUGGACAACGAGAUCCAGGCGCUGAAGAAGGCUCUCGCAGGGGCUGAAAAAGAGAUAUCAAGGUUGAAGGCCCUCAGUGAGAAUGAACCCCAGGCAGAAGUGGAACAUGCAGACAUUCUAGAACUCAACACAAUAGUUGAAACCUUGAGGCGAGAGAAGGCGGAACUUGAGCAACAAAAGUUGGACUUGUUGGAGAGAGUGAACUGUGCGGAGGACAGUGUACAGAAGGUGGAGGCGGAGCCUGAAUCCAGCCUGCAGGCGGUGGAGGAUCUGAGGAAACAGCUGGAGGAGAAAGAACAGGCCCUGAAGGAGGCCCAGCAGGACCGGGACACACUUAGCACCGAGCUGGAGGAGCUGGACCGCCAGAACCAGGAGGCCACGCAGCACCUCAUUUCUCUGAAAGACCAGCUGGUGACGCAGCACAAGGAGGCUGAGGCCGAGACGGCUCGCCUGCAGCAGGAGCUCGAUGCCGUGCGCGACCAGAAGGGGGCACUGCAGCGGGAGUUGGAGGCCCAGAAGGAGAAGCUCAGUCAGACGGCCUUCGCGCUCAAUGACAUGCACAUGGGCAAGCAGCAGCUGGAGGACACGUUGAAGGAGCUGCGGGACAAGCUGGGCCAAGCAAGUGCGCGAAAUGCAGAGGCACGCGAGGAGACCGCCAAGCUGAGUAGGACGCUCCGGGAGAGGGAAGAGGAGCUCUCUGCAGUCCGGACGGAGCUUAACCUGGCUGGGGAGCAAGGCGAUGGUGUGGAGGACCAGCAGAGGGCGCUGGAGGCGAAGGGGAAAGAGCUGGCCGAGCUCAGGCAGGAGCUGGCAGAGAUGAGAAACCUACAGGAGAAGGUCAAGUCUGAGGACUUCGAGAUCAAGAUGGAGAACAACAAGCUGAAAGCGGAGGCCCAGGAGGCCGCGGAGAGACUGGACGACCUUAGCCGCCAGGUCCAGAAUGGGCAGGCUGCCAUGAAAAGGGCCGUCCUCGAGAAGGACACCCGGAUUGAUGCUCUGAAGCUGGAAAAGGGACAGCUAGAAAGUGAGCUGAGCCAGGCGGAGCAGCGGCUGGCCGAGCAGGCCCGGCAGUACCGGCAGACCAUCGAGGAGCUGACCCGGGCCCGCUCCAUGGACGCCUCCGCCCUGCAGACGGAGCAUGAGAACGCCGUCAAGCUCAACCGCGAGAAGGACUUUGAGAUCGCGGAGCUGAAGCGGGAGAUGGAGCGGAUGGCGGCUGACCACCGGGACACAAACGAGAUGCUCUCCACCUCCGUGGCGGGCCAGAAGCAGCUGACCGAGGUGCUACGGGAGAAGGACCUGUUUGUGGAGACUCUGAAGUUGAAGGUUGCCGAGACACAGAAAGAGCUGGAGGAGAGCUCCCGAGCAGCCAAGGAAGGGGAGGCCCUGAAGCACGUGCUGGAUGAGAAGGACAAGCAGCUGGGUGCGAUGAAAGAGGAGAACAGCCACCUGAAGGAAGAAAUCGACCGACUGCGGGACCAGCAGAGCAGGCCGCAGGCCCUGGCCGAGCCCAGAACCCUGGACAUAAUCACAGAGCUGGAGACGGAGAUCGCCCAGCUGAAGGCGGCGAGGGACGCCCUGGAAGAGGAGGCAUCGAGCCUGAGGAGAACAUCAGAGGAACAGCGGGGAAGUAUCCUGCAAUUCCAGCAGUCCAUUCAGGCACAGCAGAAUGAGUUGGAGCAGGCGAGGGCACGGCACGAACAGAGCACGCUCAACUACGAGAAACGCAUCGGCACCAAGGAUGAUGAGAUUGCCCACCUGCAGGAGGCCUUGGACCAGGUGACCGAGCAGAGGACCCACAUUGACUCCUCGCCGCUACAGGUUCUGCCACCGACGGUGGACAUCCUGCAAGAGGAGAAGACCCAGUCGCUGAACGGGGAGAACGGGAACGAGAAGCAUGACCUGUCCAAAGUGGAGAUCGAGAAGCUUGUGAAGGGGAUCAAGGAGAAGGAGAGUGAAAUCAGCCUUCUCAAUGAGAAGAACCUGUCUCUGACCAAGCAGCUGGACCAGCUGGUGGUCUCUCGAGAUGAGGUGGGCAAGCUGUCCCAGAUAGUGCUGCAGAAGGACCUGGAGAUUCAGGCCUUACAUGCCCGGGUGUCGGCUGGCGGGCACAGCCAGGACCUCCUGUUCCUGCAGCAACAGUUGCAGGCCUAUGCUGUGGAGCGUGAGCAGGUGUUGGCUGUGCUUAAUGAGAAGACGCGCGAGAACAGCCAGCUGCGGUCGGACUACCACCGCAUCAUGGACAUCGUGGCCGACAAGGAGUCGACAAUUCUGAGGCUGCAGCAGGACAACCAGCGUCUGUCCAUCAUGGGCGACCCAUCGGGGAGCCAUGAGAUGUCCCGCGAGACCAUCCAGAACCUCUCUCGGAUCAUUCGGGAGAAGGAUAUCGAGAUUGACGCCCUGACUCAGAAGUGCCAGACCCUGGUGACCGUCCUGCAGGCGUCAGGCGGUGAUUCGGGGAGUGGCAGCGGAGGCGGGGUGAGCAGCAACCAGUUUGAGGAGCUCCUGCAGGAGAGGGACACCCUGAAGCAGCAGGUGAAGAAGAUGGACGAGUGGAAGCAGCAGGUGAUCACCACAGUGAAGAACAUGCAGCACGAGUCAGCCCAGCUACACGAGGAGCUUGUCAAGCUGCAGGGCCAGGUCUCCGCUGACAGCGACUGCAACUCCAAGCUCUCUGUCGACUACACCCGGCUGAUCCAGGGCUAUGAGCAGAAGGAGAGGAAGCUGGGAAAUUUGAGCCAGGAGCUUGCGCAGGUCCAGCAGACCAUUAGCCAGCUUAGCACCACCAAGGACGUCCUGCUUGGGAAACUGGAAGGUGUUGCGCCGGGUCCUGAGGCCUUGCCACCUGCUCAAGCAACUGUGUCUAUUGCCACAAUGGGACCUCCCAGCCAACAGGUGGCAGCGUCUGAGCAACUUGGGGGGGAGGUGAGCAGGCUGCAGCAAGAACUCGAGUACCUGCGAAGGCUGCUGGCAGAGAGGGACGGGAUGAUCCAAACACUACAAGAAAACAACCACCGCCUGUCCAACUCGAUGGCUGAGAGCGAGCAGAGGGGCCUGGCGGAGGAGCUCCGACGGGCUCAGGAAAAGCUGGACUCCAUGCAGAGGUCCCUGAGGGAGAAGGACCUGCUGAUCAAGUCCAAGGGGGACCAGCUGAGCCAGGUGAGCGAGAGCCUGCGGAACCGCGAGAACGACAACGAGGUGCUGAAGCAGGCCGUGACCAACCUGAAGGAGCGCACGCUCAUCCUGGAGAUGGACGGCCGCAAGCUGAAGGAGGAGAACGAGCUGGUGGUGUCGCGCUCCCGCGAGAAGGAGUCGGAGUUCCGCGCGCUGAGGGAGACGAACCUGCAGGUGUCGCUCCUCCUGAGGGAGAAGGAGUUCGAGUCCAGUACCAUGAGGGAGAAGGCUGCCGCCAUGGAGAAGGUGCUCAAGGAUGGAGAACAGGGCAAGUCUGGAGAGCUGAACCAACUGCUGAAUGAGGUUCGGUCAAUGCAAGAGAAAGCUGUGGCCUUCCAGCAGGAAAGGGACCAAGUGAUGAUGGCGCUCAAGCAGAAGCAGAUGGAGAACUCUGCCCUGCAGAAUGAGCUGCAGCACAUGCGGGACAAGGAGCAGCGGCUGAAGCUGGAGCUGGAGAGGCUGCGGAAUCACCUGCUGGAGAUCGAGGACUCGUACACCCGAGAGGCCCUGGCUGCCCAGGACCGGGAGGCCGACCUGCGCCGGAGGGUGUCGCUGCUGGAGGACAGGCUUGCCACCUCGUCGAGCGCCGUGGAGAACGCCAGCCAACAGGCCAGUUUGCAGGUGGAGUCUCUGCAGGAGCAGCUGAGCGGCGUGAUGAGGCAGAGGGACGAGGCUCUGGCCCAGCUACGCACCUCUCAGGAGCAGGUCAAACAGUAUGCAGUUUCACUCUCCAACCUGCAGAUGGUGCUAGAGCAGUUCCAGCAAGAUGAGAAGGCCAUGUACUCAUCAGAGCUGGAGAAGCACAAGAAGGAGAAGGACGAGUGGCGGAGGAAAGCAGAGAGGCUGGAGGACCAGGCGUCUGCUCUGCAGAUCAACCUCGAUGAGGCCAACGCUGCUCUGGACUCGGCCUCCCGCCUGUCUGACCAGCUGGACCUGAAGGAGGAGCAGAUGGAGGAGCUGAAGAAGCAGGUGGAGGCCAAGCAGGAGGCUCUGGAGGAGGCGCAGAACAAGAUGAUGAGCCUGGUCAAAGGCACAGAGGGGAAAGUGGACAGGGUCCUGAUGCGGAACCUGUUCGUGGGGCACUUGACCGCACCCAAGAACCAGAGGCAGGAGGUGCUGCGGGUGAUGGGCACCAUGCUGGGGCUGGACCGGGAGGAGGUCGACAAGCUGCUGCUGGAGGAGGGGCGUCGCGGUUUGACGGGCUGGGUGUCCGGCUGGCUGGGGGAGCGGGCGGUGCAGAGCGUCCCCAGCACCCCACAGAGGCCUGGGACCAUCCCGGGACUGAACAACUCCUUCUCCGAGAUGUUUGUGAAGUUCAUGGAGGUGGAGUCCAGGCCGCUGGGUCCUGCGCCCAAGCUGCCGGUCUAUGACAUCAAGCCCCUGAGUGCCCCGCCCGCCGGGCGCUCGGCCAGCAGUGCCCCUCCGCUGUCAGCGGCAGGUGCUUCUGGAUCCAGCGGUAGGGCAGGGGACUCGAACCCCUUCCUGGCGCCCCGCUCGGCAGCGGUACCCCUCCUGAACCCGGGGGCCCCCGGCGCGGGCGGGACGGGGGCCCACAUGCUCCUGAAGCCGCUCUCGGACACCCUGCCCUCCUUCAUGCCCGUUCCCGUAUCCGGGGCGGCGAGCGGGGGGGCGGUGCUGAAGGACCUGCUCCAGCAGUGAGAAGGACCAUAGAGCGUCCCUGCACAGCACUUUAACCACGACAGGAAAGGCCAGGACACACACACACACACUGCACGGCCGGAGCAGACACAGCUGUGAGGACAUCCAUCACGGCGACCGCGCAUCGAGUGACAGAGAAGGGGAGGGCGGGAGAAGGAGGGAGCGAGAGAACAAGAGCGCGAGAGAGAGAGAGGGAGAGUGGGAAAGAGAGAAAGAGAGAGAUAGAGAGAAAGAGUGAGUGAGAGAGAGAGAGAAGGAGAUGGAGAGAGAGAGAGCGAGUGAGAGUGAGAGAGAGAGAGAAAGAGAGAGAGAGCGUGAGAGAGCUAUUUUGUCUUGUAUUAAGUCUUGCAUACUGUACUGAACUGUACCUCAGUAACGCUGCUAGGACCCUGUGGAACGCACAGCUGCAGUAUUUUCGGAAACCCGGCCUCAACAGGAUGCGGGCCUUGCGCCCUGAAAGCCCCGCUCGACGGCCCCGGGAGGAAAAGGGCGUGUGCCUCUCUCCGCCGCUCUCGUAACGCAGGGUUGUUUAAGGGCUGAGCGCCGUCAGAAACGCAGGAGCACUUUCUGCUGUUGUGCAAAUGAAACUGGUGUGAAACCCCUUUCCGCAAACUUUCGCCAGAAUUUCACCUGUUGCGCGCCCUCUGCCUUUUUGCGAAGAUUGUAUUUAUGCACCAGCCUUUAUCGAAGGAUUGUUUUUCCUCUCAAAACUUUAGGUUGUGCUUUUUUUUUUCUUCUUCUUCUUCUUCUUCUUCUUUUUUAGGAUAAAUUUGUUUUCUGUCUGAUUCAAGAAUUUACUGUGGUGUCUGGCUCCAGAAAUGCCUGAAGAUUUACAAGGCUGUCCGCAUCUGUUAUUUCCAUACAGACAUCUCUGUAAAAUCCUCCUUUCAGGUUUCCACACAUCCAGGCUUUCGUACGCAUCGCCAUUUGGUCAUUACAGCUGUGGAGGCUUGAAAUCUUCAUAAUGUAGUUAUGUAUAUAUACAAACAUGUAGCUUAAAUAAGAUCAUUGCAUUUUUACACUGAAAGGCAUCGGAAAACUGAUCAAAAGAGGUGCCCAGACAGAUAAACUACAUAUCAUCGAAGUUGUAAAGGCUCAAUCAUUAAAGGUUUACAAGACUACAAAAAUCUGUGUACAUUUUGUGGUAGGUUACCUGUAGAAAUGACUCUAAACAAUCGAACGUUAAGAGGAAUGAUGUGUAGAUUCCUCCAUAUGCCAGCCAUGCAAGUGUAAAUAAGAUUAUAUGGACAUGGGGGAAAAAAAAAUCUUCCUUGCUCUUGGUGUUCUGCAGCGUUGUCUUAUGGGAUACUGCAGACUGUAAUAUUUGUGUCUAAGGAAUGCAAAUCCAAACCCUACACUGCAUAGAUUUUGUUGUUGAAUUGAUUUGCUCAUCUUUAGAAUUUGGCAAAAGAUCUGAUCCACCCUCCCGUGAGAUCAGGCAUAUUUCUCUGCAGUGCAUUCUGGGAAAGUAAAAUGCCUGUGUUCCAAUGCUUUUAUUUGUUUAUUAUGUGCUCGUAAGGCAAGCCAGGCAUAUAUAUCACACUGACCCAUAUUGCUGUUGCAUUGCUUUUAGAGACAGUUGACCUGAAUCCUCCCCAUUAAUUUAGCAUGUAGGACAUUGGGUGUUUUUUUUUUUUGUUUGUUUUUGUUUUUCUGAAUAGUACACUAUCUUCACAUGAUGAAUAGAAACAAUUUAUGAUAAAUGUUCAAAUGUGCCAAAAAAAAAAAAAAAAAACAGGGGCGAAGUCAUUUAAAGUUUAAUUUUCAGAGUUUUAGUGGUUUGUUUUGAACUUUAUUUAUUCCCCUUUCUGUAUUCAGAGGCCUUAGCCUCAGAUUUAGGUUCGUCUCGGAGGCUUUAAUGUUACUUUGAGGGUUCCGGCUGUUACAGAUCUCACGUGUACGUGUGCAGUGAAGAUUCUCCAAACCUGUUCUACGAUCAGCGUCUCGCGCUGGUGCUGAGUAAACGAAGUACGGUUGCUUUAAGGAACUGCUUGUUGCGAAUUUUUCUCAUUUGGAAGAGUUCCGUUCGGUCGCAUGAAGUACAGAGAACUCAAAACACGGCCCUUCUGUUAAUAUGCUGUUGUAUGAAAGCUUUUCCCGGUUGAGUUUUCAACAGCAUCCUUUGGUCAGUGUGCACGUUUUUGGCUUAUAUUUAUAAGCUAGAUGGGAGGUACUGCAAUGUUUUGAUGUAGAUGUUUCUGAAUAAUUCCAUUUUCUCUCCUGCCUGUUCAUUUGGCAAUGUCAUGUAUAAUAUUUAUAUAGCAAAUUGUCAAUCAUUAUCAGAUUACCCUUAAGCACAUAGUUGAAUUACAGGGUUUUGAAGCAUUUUAUGAUCAUGAAGACCGGUAGUAACAGAAUUCUUUUCUGACUAUCAUAUUUCAAUAAAACAAAUUAUUCGCAUAAGU